AUGCCUAGAAAGUUGGUUUGCGUAUUUGGUUCCGAAUUCUACAGCGAACAUGCUGUACUUUUGCGCAAGCAAAUGGUCUACGACCCGAAGAGGCAGUUGCAUCAUUUCGAAAAGGCCGAGGCUAUUGUCCCAGUACAAUCAACUUCCAAAUCGACAGGAAUCAUGGGCAUGUUGCCUCGUAAAUCUUCAGGAGGGAAUAAAGCUCUCGCGCUGCCCCCGUAUGCCAAGGCUGUCUCCGGCGCAUAUGAAUUCCUUACCAAAUGGUAUCAACCUGGUGAUGAAAUCAUUUUGGUGGCUGUUACUGGCAAGCACGAAGAAUGGGUGGUCCUUCGUGCUGCGACCAAAACGUUGGCUGAGCAUCUCGGAGCCGGUACCGAGCCCGUCAGAGUCGAAUCAAGCCCAGAUCCGGCGGUCGAAAGGGACCGAGACAUUUUUGGCGACCGCCCUAGGGACGAACCUCCAAAUUUCCUCUUGGGAAGUAAAAUUGAAAGUACGGUGGCAAUCACAUAUAACGCAGAUCGCUCGCUAUUUGACAUGAGCGAAACCAACAACCUUUUACUAGAAGAGUUCCCACUUACGGUCACGCACCUGUUUUCGUUCAACUGGGCGACCGGAAAGGAGACUUAUUGCGACACAUAUAGAGAUUCAAUGGGUCAGAUCACUAGCAGAGAGGUCUGCUACUUUAAAGAGAUGAGCUGGCACUUUCCGGCGCUCGCAAACUCGACCAUGAGGUUCAUUCAUUACGAGCCAGAGCAUACCCGAGCCUGGAACUCCAUUAGGGCCACUUACUACAAAACACUCGCAUCACUCCCAGCGCCGCUCCUCCCCUCACUCCCUUGUAGCCCAUCCGACACACCCAUUCAACCAUUACCCACUCGCUCCAAGUCAUGGUUCCCCCGGCCCUUUAAUAAAAAAUCAAAACUCGCUUCGCGUAGGAGCACGGCCCCGACCGUGCGCCCUAGUGGAAGGUCCGAGACACUCAUGUCAGGUUUCACCACAAACCCCUCCUUCUCGCCUUUCACUCCUACUUCCACUACGCCUUUCUCUUCUCCCUCGAGUCCUCGAUCCGGGUCAUUGUCAUUCUCUGACAUGACUCACUCGUCACGGACGUCCAUCGAUUCGGGGUACUGUCCUACUCUCGAGGAAGCGUACACCCAGUUACCAGGGAUGACCAGACACGAAGUGUGGACGUAUCCUGCGUUUGAAACCCACAAAAGCGACUAUCACUUACCCAAGCGGGUGGUUUGGCGGUCUUCGAAAAGUGAAUAA
Messenger RNA from Rhizoctonia solani, 1269 nucleotides. Its product is annotated as polysaccharide lyase family 8 protein. NCBI's taxonomy places the organism in Eukaryota, Fungi, Basidiomycota, Agaricomycetes, Cantharellales, Ceratobasidiaceae. The coding region runs from base 1 to 1269 and encodes 422 amino acids. The transcript has 11 exons. The record is from RefSeq and is a predicted model, not a curated record.